AUAAACACAAUCCUCUUCAUACUCACACUAUCCCUCACCCUAAGCAUCAUCCUAAUCUCCCUAAACUUCUGACUAGCCCAAACAACCCCAGACUCCGAAAAAUUAUCCCCAUAUGAAUGCGGAUUUGACCCCCUAGGAUCAGCUCGACUACCCUUCUCAAUCCGAUUCUUCCUCGUAGCAAUUUUAUUCCUCCUAUUUGACCUAGAAAUUGCACUCCUACUCCCCCUGCCAUGAGCCACUCAACUACAAUCUCCCACCACCACCCUGACCUGAACCCUGCUAAUCAUCACUCUACUCACACUAGGACUAAUCUACGAAUGACUCCAAGGAGGACUAGAGUGAGCAGAAUAA
Messenger RNA from Falco peregrinus (peregrine falcon), 351 nucleotides. The record is from the annotation of a RefSeq genome assembly. NCBI's taxonomy places the organism in Eukaryota, Metazoa, Chordata, Aves, Falconiformes, Falconidae.